This is a messenger RNA of Bombyx mori (domestic silkworm), 875 nucleotides long. It is a transcript of the gene ND-24, whose product is annotated as NADH-ubiquinone reductase. The record is from RefSeq and is marked provisional. Gene Ontology annotation, molecular function: NADH dehydrogenase activity. Gene Ontology annotation, biological process: mitochondrial electron transport, NADH to ubiquinone. Lineage: Eukaryota; Metazoa; Arthropoda; Insecta; Lepidoptera; Bombycidae.
CUGAAGUUGUGAGCAAAACGAAUCUGUUCGCGAACAGUGUUUCGCAAUAUAACUUUUAUAGCAAAUUAGAAUACAAUCAAAAAAAUGUUAUCCAGCCUCAGGACUGGAGUACAGGGCUUGUGGCGUAUAUCCUCUAGGUCAAUUCAGACCACAGCAUCAAGGCAACAUGACAGUCUAUUUGUCCACCGAGACACUCCUGAGGACAACCCGAGCAUUCCCUUUGAGUUCUCGCAGGCCAAUCAAAAGAGAGUAGAGGCUUUGUUGGCCAUUUACCCUGAAGGUCACAAGCGAGGUGCCAUGAUUCCUUUACUGGAUCUGGCACAACGACAAAGUGGAGGCUGGCUACCUAUCUCAGCUAUGCACAAGGUGGCUGAGAUCUUAAAUCUUCCAAAAAUGAGAGUUUAUGAAGUAGCUACAUUUUACACAAUGUUCAUAAGACGACCAAUUGGUAAAUACCAUGUUCAAGUAUGUACGACUACUCCUUGCUGGCUUCGAGGCUCUGAUGCCAUAUUGAAUGCAAUUAAACAGGAAACAAACUGUGAAGUUGGAGGCAACAGUCCUUGUGGCAAGUUUUCUGUUUCAGAGGUUGAAUGUUUGGGAGCUUGUGUGAACGCCCCAAUGAUACAAGUCAAUGAUGAUUACUAUGAGGACCUGUCUGUAGAAGAUACAAAAGAAAUUAUCAGCAAAUUAAAGAAGGACGAGAAGCCCAAACCUGGGCCCAGGAGUGGAAGAUUCGCGUCUGAGCCUCUCGGAGGAUUGACCUCGCUGACUGAAGAACCCACAGGGCCUGGCUUCGGAGUACAAGAUGCACUCAAGGCGUAAAUCUGGUGUUGUCUUGUGUAAAUAGGAAUUAUUUAAAUAAAUCAUGUUAGUGA